CGCCGGCUCUCUCGCUCCCGGCUCUAAGUGUCGGGUUGAGCGGAUCCCGGUCGCCAUGGGUAACCGCGGGAUGGAGGAUCUGAUCCCGCUGGUUAACCGCCUUCAGGACGCCUUCUCCGCCAUCGGCCAGAGCUGCAACCUGGACCUGCCGCAGAUCGCAGUGGUGGGCGGCCAGAGCGCCGGCAAGAGCUCUGUCCUGGAGAACUUCGUGGGCAGAGAUUUCCUUCCUCGAGGAUCAGGCGUUGUUACCAGGCGACCUCUGGUUUUGCAGCUGGUUAAUUCCAACACAGAAUAUGCUGAAUUCCUACAUUGUAAAGGAAAGAAGUUUACUGAUUUUGAAGAAAUGCGUCAUGAGAUUGAAGUAGAAACAGACAGGGUAACGGGAACAAACAAAGGGAUUUCAUCAAUACCCAUCAACCUGAGAAUUUAUUCGCCAAAUGUGUUAAACCUGACUCUGAUUGACUUGCCUGGCAUCACUAAAGUGCCCGUAGGAGAUCAACCGGCAGACAUUGAAUACCAAAUCAGGGACACAAUAAUGCAAUUCAUCAUUAGAGAAAAUUGCCUAAUUUUGGCAGUGACCCCAGCUAAUACUGACUUGGCUAAUUCGGAUGCACUUAAAUUGGCAAAAGAUGUUGAUCCUCAAGGUUUGCGAACAAUCGGUGUGAUAACCAAGCUUGAUCUAAUGGAUGAUGGUACGGAUGCUAGGAAUGUAUUGGAGAACAAGCUGCUGCCUCUUCGCAGAGGAUACAUUGGCAUCGUCAAUCGUAGCCAGAAGGAUAUUGAAGGGAAAAAGGACAUUAAAACAGCACUUGCAGCAGAAAGAAAAUUUUUCCUUUCUCAUCCAGCAUACAGACAUAUGGCAGAACGUAUGGGAACACCACACCUCCAAAAGCUGCUUAAUGAGCAACUAACCAACCACAUUCGGGAAACACUUCCAGCAUUACGCAACAAGCUUCAGAGGCAGAUGUUAUCUUUAGAAAAAGAAGUAGAAGAAUAUAAGGACUGCCGACCUGAUGACCCUGCCAUAACAACUAAAGCUCUCUUGCUGAUGAUAAAGCAGUUUUCUGUGGAUUUUGACGAAAGAAUUGAAGGAUCGGGUGAUCACGUGGAUACAUUAGAAUUAUCAGGUGGAGCAAGAAUCAACAAAGUUUUCCAUGAGCGAUUUCCUUUUGACUUAGUUAAGAUGGAGUUUGAUGAAAAGGAACUACGGAGAGAAAUUAGCUAUGCUAUUAAGAACAUCCAUGGUAUCAGACCAGGCUUGUUUACCCCUGACAUGGCCUUUGAAACUAUUGUGAAGAAACAAAUUGUGAAACUCAAGGAACCUUGCCUGAAGUGUGUGGAUUUGGUUAUCCAAGAAUUAAUACAUACAGUUAGACAGUGUAGUUAUAAGCUGGGUAGGUACCCAAAACUGCGAGAAGAGACGGAGAGGAUUGUUUCCAGCUACAUACGAGAAAGAGAGGAAAAAACAAAGAACCAGGUGUUGUUACUGAUUGAUAUCCAGUUGUCUUAUAUCAACACCAACCAUGAAGACUUCAUCGGUUUUGCAAAUGCCCAACAAAGGACAAGUCAGCUUUGCAAGAAGCACACUGUUGGGAAUCAGGACGCUCAUCUUCCACUCUUGAGGCAAAUUGUGGUAAGAAAAGGCUGGCUCACCGUCAGCAACAUUAGCAUCAUAAAAGGAGGCUCCAAGGAAUACUGGUUUGUACUGACUGCAGAGAGUCUCUGUUGGUUCAAGGAUGAAGAGGAAAAAGAGAAAAAGUAUAUGCUGCCAUUAGAUAAUCUGAAAAUUCGAGAUGUGGAGAAAAGCUUCAUGUCCAGCAAAUACGUAUUUGCACUUUUUAAUACAGAGCAGAGGAAUGUUUACAAGGAUUAUCGUUUUCUGGAGCUUGCUUGUGACUCUCAGGAGGAGGUAGAUAGUUGGAAGGCAUCAUUUCUUCGAGCCGGUGUUUAUCCGGAGAAAUCCACUCCUGAGAAUGAGGAGGCAGUAGGUACAGAUAACUUUUCCAUGGACCCUCAGCUGGAGAGACAAGUGGAAACCAUUCGCAACUUAGUGGAGUCAUACAUGUGUAUCAGUAACAAGACUAUCCGGGACCUUAUGCCAAAGAUAAUUAUGCACCUCAUGAUAAAUAAUACUAAGGACUUUAUCAACGCAGAACUUUUAGCAAAACUGUACUCCUCAGAGGACCAAAACGCUUUGAUGGAAGAGUCACCUGAGCAGGCCCAAUGGCGUGAUGAAACACUACGUACGUACAAUGCCAUCAGUGAAGCACUGAAUAUUAUUGGUGAUAUCAACACUAAUACGAUAACUGUCCCCUUGCCUCCUCCCGUGGAUGAUUCCUGGCUACGCUCAGGGUGCAGAACUCCACCUCCAAGUCCUGCAACUCAACACUGGCAACCUAUUUCUGGUCAUCCACCAGGCAGACCAUCUGGACGAGGCCCUCCCUCAUCCAUUCCACCAAUAGGGGCCCCUCCCAUUCCAUCUCGUCCAGGCAUUCACCCUGUCCUCUGUAUUUCCAGCAAUGCCGACUUACUUGGAUGUCCCCCGCAGAUCCCUUCAAGGCCUGCACGUGGCCGCAAUGUCCCAAGGCGUCCCGCUCCGGCAGUUCCUGGAAGACCUACUUCAUAAAGACACUGAGUUAACUUAUAUCCAUGUUUAUAAUGUAUUUGUAUUUUUUAUUUGAUUUAUGUCAUGCGAUUGCACUAUUUUCCAUGU
This is a messenger RNA of Carcharodon carcharias (great white shark), 2713 nucleotides long. RefSeq names its product dynamin 3a (gene dnm3a). The coding region runs from base 56 to 2626 and encodes 856 amino acids. Gene Ontology annotation, cellular component: microtubule; membrane; cytoplasm. The transcript has 21 exons. Gene Ontology annotation, molecular function: microtubule binding; GTPase activity; GTP binding. The record is from RefSeq and is a predicted model, not a curated record. NCBI's taxonomy places the organism in Eukaryota, Metazoa, Chordata, Chondrichthyes, Lamniformes, Lamnidae.